Columba livia (rock pigeon) is the source of this 5127-nucleotide messenger RNA. RefSeq names its product DnaJ heat shock protein family (Hsp40) member B5 (gene DNAJB5). The record is from RefSeq and is a predicted model, not a curated record. Gene Ontology annotation, cellular component: cytosol. Gene Ontology annotation, molecular function: protein-folding chaperone binding. The transcript has 4 exons. Lineage: Eukaryota; Metazoa; Chordata; Aves; Columbiformes; Columbidae. Bases 2269 to 3312 code for a protein of 347 amino acids.
AGGGGUUCCUGGCUCACGAGGGUCCCUGGGGGGGCAUCCCCACCCCAACCAAAGACCCCUUGGCGGUCAAGACUGGAGGUCUUGUGGGUGGUGACAGAGUUUUGCUGGGUUGGGAUGUGUGUUUGUGGGAAGUGCUGUGGGGUUUUUGCCGGACAAGGGGGUCCUGGUGGUGUUGUCCGACGGGGCUGUGUGUGGUCGGAGACGGACGCUGUCAUACCUGGGGGGGACAACGGGAGUUUUGCCGCCUCCAGGUCUCUCAAGCCGCGGUGCGACGGGGUUGUGUUCAUCGCUGCCUGGCUUGCCCACCUGUGGGGGCGGUGGCACUGUCCGGACAGGGGCCAAAUCCUGCUUCGCAUCCCGAUCCUUGUCACAGGGAGGCACUGCCCCACGUUGGAAGUUGCCAUGGAGACAGGAGGCGUUGGGGUGACCUUUGGCGGGGGCUUGGUGGAUCACCUCUCACACCCCCCAUCACUUGCCUGGGGUCUCCCCCAGCACCCCAGCUCCGCAGGGAGGGCAGCUGGGGGGCGGGCAGGGGACAGAGCACCCCCGGUGUCUGCGUGGGCUGAGUGCUGGCAGCAGCUCUGCGCGGGAGCUGGUAUGGAAACAUGCUGGCAUCCAGGAGCUGCCGCGGGAGAUGCUGACGGAUGCUCUUAACACCCCCAGGGACCUUCUCCCACCUCUUCUGUGCCCCCCCCGGGCUGCCUCACGUGUGCGUGGGUGCCCCCAUCUCCCCUCACUGUGUCUGUCAGAGGUCUUGGGUGCCUUAGCCCUCCUCCCCGCCUACAGCACAGGACUUGCUCCCUGUCUGGGGCAAAAAAGAGCAUAAAUUGGUGUUUCUGAUUGAGGUGGCUGACCUCCAAGCCCCCGUAGCAGCUACCCCACAGCAGAGGGGUUAUUGCCCGAGGCGUGUCCCAGGGCAAGCCCUGGAUGGCUUGGAUGGAUGCCAGGGGCUCCAUGCAGGUGCCUGGCCACCCUUAUCUGAGCCGCUGCGGUUUGCGGGGGAUCUCUCUGUGAGCUCCAGUGGGAGCUUAUGGAUAAAGCAUAGAUGUGGAGGAACGUCUGGUAAUCUGUGUGAUGGUGAAGGAAAGGGCCAAGGCUUACAGCUGGUGCAGAAACCCAUCUGCUGGGGGGGCUGCACAGGGUCACUGGGAGCAAGGAUGGGGUGGAAGUUUUAGCGUAGCAGGGAGCAGGAGGGCUCAGUGGGGAGCAGGGGGUCUGCUGGGGCAACACCUGGAAAAGAACCAGGCCAGCAGCAAGCACCAAGCUGGGCUGUGUGAGGCUGGGGGACAGGCCAGGCUUGGGGAGCUGGAGGUCACUGUCAGAUAACAGAAGAUCGAGAGGUGUCCUUGGGGGAGUGUGGUGGUUGCUCAGCCUCUGCCCGGAGGAGCUGCCCUCCCGGCUGCUCCACCACCUCCCUGGGUCUCUGUGACUCCAGCAGCGUGACCAGGGCAGGAAUUAAUCGCCUGUCCUUUUCCUUCCUUGGGUUAUGGCCACCCAGUUUUCCAUGCCUUAGUAUAGGCAUGGCCCUGGCCUCGGCCCCCGCGUGGUGGAGGGAGCGAGCCCUGGGCUUCUGGGUUACUGCAAGAUGUCACUGAAGGCUCUCGGGGAGUGCAAGUCAGGCUAGAAAGUGGUGGGGGUUUUUAUUAAAAAAAAAAAAAAUAGCGCCCUCCCACCAUCACAAGAUGUUUCUGUCUAACGGCUUCGUUCUCUCUUCGUUAAAUACAAAUUACGGCUCUGACACGCUGGAGGCGCUUAUCUCCAGCUGGAUGCCAGUUGCUUUCAGGAACAAAAUGUUUGAAGUUCCUUUAAGGUGAAGGCAGCAGCACGGUCCCUGCUGCUGCUUUCAGCCUCCAAAAACCUCCUGUCAUCACCCCAGCUCCCAUCCCGGCUGGGGCAGAGCCAGGAGGGGACAGUCACAGGCCAAGGGCCACAUUUAGACAUAGCUCAGCCGUCCCGGCUCGGCGCGGGGGGGACGGGAUGGGGACGCGGCCCUGGUGUGACGUUAGUGGCGGCGUGGCCUCUAUAAUAAUGCUGCGCCCCGGGACAGGCUUCUCCCUCUCCCCGCCAGCCUCGGAGAUGAGUCUCCCCAUCCCUAGCGUGGGGCUCGGGGGGGUAAAACCAGAGCCAGGGCACAUCCUGGUGCCAGGGCUCUGAGCGCCGGUGGGAAGCGUGGACUUGAGCCGGCUCUGGUGCUGCUGGCCGUGGGGACGUGGGGAGCACCAGCUCCGUGACAAGAAUAAGUACUCAGCUCCCGGCAGUGUCGCCGUCAUGGGGAAGGACUAUUACAAGAUUUUGGGCAUCCAGUCCGGUGCUAACGAGGAUGAAAUCAAGAAAGCCUAUCGGAAAAUGGCCCUGAAAUAUCACCCCGAUAAGAAUAAAGACCCCAAUGCUGAGGAGAAGUUCAAGGAGAUCGCGGAGGCUUACGAUGUCCUGAGUGACCCCAAGAAACGAGCUGUUUACGACCAAUAUGGGGAGGAAGGUCUCAAAACUGGAGGUGGCUCCUCAGGUGGCUCAGGGAACACUUUCCACUACACCUUCCAUGGAGACCCACACGCCACCUUCGCAUCCUUCUUCGGAGGCUCCAACCCUUUUGACAUCUUCUUCGCCAGCAGCCGCUCCCGGAUGUUCAAUGGCUUUGACCAGGAAGACAUGGAUAUCGAUGUCGAUGAUGACCCUUUCAGUGCCUUCGGCCGGUUUGGCUUCAACGGCAUUAAUGGCGUUCACCGGCGGCACCAGGAGUCUCUGCACUCGCGGAGGAAGGUCCAAGACCCACCCAUCAUCCACGAGCUCAAGGUGUCCCUGGAAGAGAUCUACCAUGGCUCCACCAAGAGGAUGAAGAUCACCCGCAGAAGGCUCAAUGCUGAUGGCCGGACCAUGCGGACUGAGGACAAGAUCCUAAACAUUGUCAUCAAGCGCGGUUGGAAGGAGGGAACCAAAAUCACCUUCCCCAAAGAAGGGGACGCCACCCCAGACAACAUCCCUGCUGACAUCGUCUUCAUCCUCAAGGACAAGCCUCACUCGCACUUCAAGAGAGACGGGACAAAUGUGGUCUACACGGCAAACAUCAGUCUUAAAGAGGCCUUGUGCGGCUGCACCGUGAACAUUCCCACCAUCGACGGGCGGGUGAUCCCGCUCCCCUGCAACGACAUCAUCAAGCCGGGGACAGUGAAGAGACUGCGUGGGGAGGGGCUGCCCUUCCCCAAGGCCCCCAGCCAGCGAGGAGACUUGAUCGUGGAGUUCAAAAUCCGCUUCCCGGAUAGAAUAGCUCCCCAGACGAGACAGAUCCUCAAGCAGCACCUCCCGUGCUCCUAAAGCCCGGGGGGGACUCUCCUCCAAGCAGCAAUACUCCAAAUGCUCCGUGUCGCGGCAUUCAGCCCGCAUGAAGCAGAGGUGCCACAGCACUUUCAAAUGCAAAAAAAAAAAAGAAAGAAAAAAAAAAGACAACAAAAAACCAACCACUCACACCAUAUUUAGUUCCCCAGAAUCCCACCCAACCUGCUCCCCAUCCAUCCCUCUCCCCGUCCAUCCCUCUCGACCCCUUUUCUACUCCAGCGCCAGGGAGGCUCCUGCCCAUCACAGCUCUCCCGGCUGCCAAACCUUGUCUUUAUCUUCCCUCAGAGGUCCAGGUUUUGCGCCUCGCACAAGCGACUGGUGUGGGCGCUUUUCCCGGGGAGCUGCAUCACAUCGUGGGGUUUUUUUUCAUGUCACCCGCUUACCAGGCCACUUUUCCCACAAAAGGCUGGACUUGUCGGGGUCCGGUGCAGUGUAAAUAAGACUCCGCAAGAUCCGGCGUCCUCGCUGUUGGUUUUUCUCUUUCCCCUCUUCAAUACUUGCUGCUGUUCGGGGUCCCGGCUGUACCGGGGAGCCCAUCGCUCCCACCCGCGGUGCCCCCCAUUUCCCCCCGUAGCCGGACUGUUUUCUCACCCGGGCCCGCGGUACCGAGUCGUGCCGCGGUCCUCUCUCCUGUGCCAAGCCUACAACCGAGCCUCGGCUGUGCCAAAUGACGGAGCACAUGGGGAUGGUCCCGUCCAGCCUCCCGCCCUGCCCGGGGCUGUCCCCGGCCCCGCGACAGCCCGGGCUGGAGCUUCUUGUUCAGAUGUGUUGAGUUUGCAUUGCCGCUUUCUUUUUUUAAAUAGAUAUAUAUAUAGAGCUCGUUAGAUAAACUCCGUGAGGGUUUUUCUCUGCCCAUUUUGGGGAUCCUGGCGUGGUGCACCCUGACUUCUUUUUUUUUUCGUGAAGGGGAUGAUUUAGCUGCACAAACAUCAAACCCGUCAUGGGGGGGUGUGCGUGUGGCACAAGUCCGGGUGCAAAAGCAAAGCCAAGUGUGAGCAGAGCUGUGGGUUUCACUAGCUUUUUGAGUUCAAACUUAGGGUUUUUCAUAAGAAGAGACAGGCGUGUGUAUAUAUUUUUCUACAGGGACGAUUCAUUCAGGAGGUAUUCCUGGGCGUCGGGUGGAGCUGGGAGGCACACGAGGCAGUCUGCGUGGUGGCUUCGUUUUCAAAUGCUGUAUUUUUUUAAAACCUUUGGAUUUCCAUCAGGAGAAUUUUUAUAUUUCUUACCUUUAUCGGCCCACUCUGCCUCGUGCCAGUAUUAUUUUCUUUUUCCCGGGAAAGGGCUCCUACGGAGCCGGGAGGCGCGUUCGACCUGGCUUUGUGCAGCUCCUCCGCUGCGGCACCUCCAGGAAAACCCCACCAAAUACCCCCCUCCGCCCCACGGGUCUUCUUUUUUAAAGAGAAAUCUCUGACUUGAAACAGGGGGUCUUUUGGGGCGGGGGGAUGAGCGUGGGGCAUCUGUUGGGGCUGGGUGUACAGCUGUACAGUGUAUCAUACAGGGUGUAGAGACCCGUUAGGCGCUGCUUAAGUAGUUGCCCAGUUUGGCCAACGAGGGGACGCCGCCGUUUCCCUCCGCUGGUCCCUGUGGAGUUCGACAUGGAGAGAACCCGGUGGACGCCGUGAGCGAGAAGACAGGCCAGCGCGCAGAUGCAAGCUGCUUUGUUUUUCUCAGUUUCAAUGAGACCUGAAUGUUUUAUAGUGGGGUCUUUUUGUAAUUUUUUUCUUUUUUUUCUUUUUAUUUUUUUUUUUUGUAAUGUCAGUAUUGAGAGAAAAAUAAAGUAUUUUAAAAAAUUUA